AUGUGUUACCCUUCUGUUACGCAAUCCACCACACACACCCUCAAACAGCUUGCGGCACUGGGCUGGGAGGUUACAAUGACCAGCCAACAGCCCGUGAUUGAGUACUUCUUCUCUUUCGUCUCCCUGUGGUCGUAUAUUGGCAGCCGACGGCUCCAACUGCUGGCACAGCAUCACAAUGCGCAAAUCAUCUACAAGCCCAUCGACAUGGCAAGGGUAUUCGCUGUCUCGGGUGGUCUGGCUGUGAAGGAGCGCUCCGUUCAGCGCCAAGCAUACCGGCUCCUUGAGAUGGACCGGUGGACAAAAAUCAGGGGACUUCCGAUUGUGAAGCACCCCAAACACUACCCCGCCGACCCCUCGCUGGCGCACAGAGUGCUCCUGGCAGCCAUUGACGAACUCGGACACGACAACGAGUCGGUCCAGGAAUUUGCCCGCCUCGGACUAGACACCGUAUGGGCAGAUGAGGGCAACAUUGCAGAUCCCGACACUAUUAUGGAAAUUGCCAACGACGCGGGACUUGAUGGCAAUCGGCUUCUGGCACGGGCACAGGAGGAGCGUGGACUGGCGGAGCAGGAAGAAGGCCUAUCACAAGAGGCUAUUAACAGGAGUGUCUUUGGGGCCCCGACUUACUUUUAUCACGGGGAGCCCUUCUGGGGCCAAGAUCGACUGGAGCUGUUGGAUGGGGUGAUUCUCAGUGGGAGACCGCCCCUUUUGCUGCCUGGGCCGGAGGCGCUGUAA
Molecule: messenger RNA, 735 nt
Organism: Clonostachys solani
Lineage: Eukaryota; Fungi; Ascomycota; Sordariomycetes; Hypocreales; Bionectriaceae
Source: the annotation of a GenBank genome assembly